AUGAACAGCGAUAAAGGAAAAGCUGUGUGGAAUUCAACUUUAACAGAAAUCUUUAUUAAAGAAUGCUUGGAACAAGUGUACAAGAAACAAAGGAAAGGAACUGCUUUCAACAAAAAUGGGUGGCAGGCAAUAAUUGAGGGGUUUGAGGUAAAAACAGGAAAAAGUACCUACGGGGUCACCAAUGAGUUGUUAGGCUUGAAUGUCACCACAAAUACUGGUGGAACUAGUGGUGACAGAAGUCAAGGCAAGAGAAAGAGGGUGGUAGGCGUUAAUGGGAGGAAAAAGCAAAAAGUCCCUGCCUCAAUGAAAAUAGCAGAUGCGAUGAGUGAAAUGGCCAAGGAUAAUAGAGCUAGAACAGAGACAGUGAACAAGAUUUUGGCAAAUGACAUAAUAGUUUCUGAGGUUGUGGCUCACCUAAAUGGACUCCCAGAAGUUUUUGGUGAUAAAGAUUUACAUUGGAGAUGUGUCAAUCUUGUUCUAUACAAGCCUAUGCGAGAUGCUUACUGGCAACUUAAAGACCAUCCUGACCACUUGGUCAAUUGGUUGAAGCACUAA
Molecule: messenger RNA, 555 nt
Organism: Prosopis cineraria
Lineage: Eukaryota; Viridiplantae; Streptophyta; Magnoliopsida; Fabales; Fabaceae
Exons: 2
Coding region: 1-555 (184 amino acids)
Source: RefSeq, a predicted model, not a curated record